Messenger RNA from Lactuca virosa, 2210 nucleotides. The record is from the annotation of a GenBank genome assembly. NCBI's taxonomy places the organism in Eukaryota, Viridiplantae, Streptophyta, Magnoliopsida, Asterales, Asteraceae.
ACACCUAAAAGUUAAAGCUUUUUCUAAAGCAGAAAACAGGGUAAUCAAUUGACUAGUAAACCUACGUGUUCCUCCCUCCCUCCCUCCCAUGGCGCCCACACCUCUUACCCCACCAUUUACGUGACCAUGGCAUCACAAACGAGGAAUUCUCCGCAUACCCAACUCCUAUUCCUCCAUUGAAAACGUGACAGACGACGAGAAGGUAAGGAAGACUUGGUCCGAUACUUACUUCCACCACCACCCUUUUCUUCUUUUCGUCUUCUCUACAUUUCUCCUUCUUACGUUUUUGUUAUUGAUUAAACCCUUUUCCCUUUUCCCAAAUUUCAAUCAAUCAAAACCCAAUUCGUACUAUAUCAUAUCACUACAUUCAUUGGCGUUGUAAAGUCGUACUUCGCUCCCUACCCCUCGAUUCUGGUCCUUUCACAGAUCUUGUCUGAUUAUCUUUCACAUACCCUGCUGCUUUAAAUGCUUACAUUUUCAGCGAAUUGAUAGCAAGAGGGGCCAGUUUCAGUUGUCGACAUAAUAACUCGUACCUUUUAGAGGUCCCUCGUUUGUUUGUUUUUUUGUUGAAUCUCCUUUUUCUUUAAUCAAUAACAAAAGUAUUGUUUCCAUGACUCGCAUCAGAUUCAUCUGUAAUUACAUUUUUCAUAGCGAGAUUCUUCAACAAAUGCUAAACCCUAGCAGAUCAAGAACUCAACCCAGGCCUACCCGAUCUCAUCCUCUCGGAGGCAUGGAUUAUGUGGACCCAAAGAAGAAAAAUGGUGUUGUAGGAAAGAUCCUUUUAGCUGCAGGACUUACUGCAAUAUGCAUUCUUAUGCUCAAACAAUCCCCAUCUUUCAACACCCCUAGUCCUUUUUCUCAACAUGAAACUGGUGUCACUCAUGUGUUAGUAACUGGAGGUGCUGGUUAUAUUGGUUCACAUGCAGCCUUACGCCUUUUAAAAGAUAAUCAUCGUGUCACUAUAGUGGAUAAUCUUUCUCGUGGAAACCUAGGAGCUAUCAAAGUUCUUCAAGAUCUCUUCCCAGAACAUGGGAGACUUCAAUUCAUUUAUGCUGAUUUGGGAGAUCCAAAAGCCGUGAACAAAAUCUUUGCUGAAAAUGCAUUUGAUGCAGUGAUGCAUUUUGCUGCAGUUGCAUAUGUUGGAGAGAGUACCCUUGAUCCCCUAAAGUAUUAUCACAAUAUUACAUCAAAUACACUUGGGGUGAUGGAGGCCAUGUCAGCACACAAUGUGAACACACUAAUAUACUCUAGUACUUGUGCAACAUAUGGAGAGCCUGAAAAGAUGCCCAUUACAGAAGAAACUCCCCAGCUUCCGAUUAAUCCUUAUGGAAAAGCCAAGAAGAUGGCGGAAGAUAUUAUCUUGGAUUUCCAUAAAAACUCGGAUAUGGCCGUGAUGAUUCUAAGAUACUUCAAUGUGAUUGGUUCUGAUCCGGAGGGAAGAUUAGGAGAAGCACCAAGGCCAGAACUCCGUGAACAUGGAAGAAUAUCGGGUGCAUGUUUUGAUGCAGCUCGUGGAAUCACCAAUGGCCUCAAGGUUCGAGGAACGGACUAUAAAACCCCUGAUGGAACUUGCAUAAGGGAUUACAUUGAUGUGACUGAUUUAGUUGAUGCUCAUGUUAAAGCACUUAAUAAAGCAAAACCAGGACAUGUUGGAAUUUACAAUGUUGGUACAGGAAGAGGAAGAUCAGUCAAAGAAUUUGUGGAAGCAUGUAAAAAGGCAACGGGUGCAUCCAUUAAAGUAGACUACCUUCCAAGGCGACCCGGUGACUAUGCAGAAGUAUUUAGUGACCCGUCAAAGAUCCUACGUGAGCUUAAUUGGUCAGCACAAUAUACGGAUCUUGAAAAGAGUUUGAGGGUUGCAUGGAGAUGGCAAAAGUCACAUAGGAAUGGCUAUAAUCCUUCAAUGGCUUCCAUUUAAGAUUUUGAAUGUUUAUUUUAUUCUCACAUGAUAUGAGAGGUAUAGGCAUAUUUAUAUAUAUGUGUAAUUUUUAAACAUGAAUACAUACAUGAAUGAUGAAAAACUUGUUAGCAAGUGAAUUAUAAGAAUAAUGAUAAUAGCUAUGAGGAGUAGCCUAAUUAUUAUUUUACAUAAUGGAGAGGAUGCCAUGGCUUUAUGCUUUUAAGGUUUAACUACUAUUUUUAUUUCCCAUAUUUUUAUUUAGUUUGAGACUAUAAGAGUUUCAAUUUCAAUGUGUAUGGGCGCGUUGUGG